CUUGCAUUCAUUCCUCACCACCACCUCCCUCUCCUAUCCAUCAAGGGCUGUGGACGAUCUGAAGUUCUUGUCCGUUCCCUCAGGUCUCCCGGUUGUGUAACUGGGGCUUUCCUGUUUCCUUUCGGUCCAUUGACAUUGCCAGCUCUCAAUCGCCGCCAUGUCGUCUACUGCCCUCCCGAAGCGCGUUGCGCUGCAUCGCAACCCGACUACCGACUCUUCGGUCCCCAGCUCCGUCUCGGUCUCCCCGCUGGACUCGCCCCGUCAGUCUCCGUCGUCGACUUCGCUCUCGUCAAUGGCCUCGGAUGCGGGCAAGGGAGACUUGGGCAAGAUGCUCGACACCUAUGGCAAUGAGUUCAAGAUCCCCGACUACACCAUCAAGGAUAUCCGUGAUGCCAUUCCGUCCCACUGCUACAACCGGUCUGCUAUCAGGAGUCUGUCCUAUGUCUUCCGUGAUCUCGCCGUCCUCGCUUCCGUCUUCUACGUCUUCCACAAAUACGUGACCCCGGAGACCGUCCCUUCGUACCCGGCGCGUGUUGCGCUGUGGACUCUCUACACUGUCGUCCAGGGUCUGUUCGGUACCGGUAUUUGGGUUCUUGCUCACGAGUGUGGACACCAGGCGUUCUCUACUUCCAAGGUGCUCAACGACACUGUUGGCUGGAUCCUGCAUUCGGCUCUGCUGGUCCCCUAUUUCUCGUGGAAGAUCUCUCACGGCAAGCACCACAAGGCCACCGGUAACCUGGCUCGUGACAUGGUCUUCGUCCCCAAGACCCGCGAGGUGUACGCCUCCCGCAUCAAGAAGACCAUCUACGACCUGAACGAGGUGAUGGAGGAGACCCCCUUGGCCACUGCCACCCACUCCAUCCUGCAGCAGCUGUUCGGCUGGCCCUUGUACCUGCUCACCAACGUUACCGGUCACGACAACCACGAGCGCCAGCCUGAAGGCCGCGGCAAGGGCAAGCGUAACGGCUACUUCACCGGCGUCAACCACUUCAACCCCAACAGCCCUCUGUUCGAGGCCAAGGACGCCAAGCUCAUCAUUCUGAGUGAUAUCGGCCUCGCCAUCACCGCCAGCAUCCUGUACCUGAUCGGCUCCAAGUUCGGCUGGAUGAACUUGCUCGUCUGGUACGGUAUCCCCUACCUCUGGGUGAACCACUGGCUUGUUGCCAUCACCUACCUCCAGCACACCGACCCCACUCUCCCCCACUACCAGCCCGAGUCCUGGACCUUCGCCCGCGGUGCCGCUGCCACCAUUGACCGCGAGUUCGGCUUCAUCGGCCGUCACAUUCUCCACGGCAUCAUCGAGACCCACGUCCUCCACCACUACGUCAGCACCAUCCCCUUCUACCACGCCGACGAGGCCAGCGAGGCUAUCAAGAAGGUCAUGGGCUCGCACUACCGCAGCGAGGCACACACCGGUCCUCUGGGCUUCCUCAAGGCUCUCUGGACCAGCGCCCGUGUCUGCCACUGGGUCGAGCCCACCGAAGGCACCAAGGGCGAGAACGCUGGUGUCUUGUUCUUCCGCAACACCAACGGCAUCGGUGUUCCUCCCAUUAAGCUGACCAAGCCUAACUAAAAUGACUGGUCCGUCCGUACUUAGAAAGGGUGUUUCUGUCC
Aspergillus nidulans FGSC A4 is the source of this 1614-nucleotide messenger RNA. RefSeq names its product oleate delta-12 desaturase odeA. NCBI's taxonomy places the organism in Eukaryota, Fungi, Ascomycota, Eurotiomycetes, Eurotiales, Aspergillaceae. Gene Ontology annotation, biological process: lipid metabolic process. The record is from RefSeq and is a predicted model, not a curated record. The transcript has 2 exons. Bases 158 to 1573 code for a protein of 471 amino acids. Gene Ontology annotation, molecular function: oxidoreductase activity, acting on paired donors, with oxidation of a pair of donors resulting in the reduction of molecular oxygen to two molecules of water; oxidoreductase activity. Gene Ontology annotation, cellular component: membrane.